Ectocarpus sp. CCAP 1310/34 is the source of this 434-nucleotide messenger RNA. The record is from the annotation of a GenBank genome assembly. NCBI's taxonomy places the organism in Eukaryota, Phaeophyceae, Ectocarpales, Ectocarpaceae.
AUGCUGCUCAGGGACCUGCUGCCCGCAAGAAUAAAGGACAAGGAACGACUUCUUCAGAUCGUUUCGGUGGCUACACAGGUGGCCAUAUCUCGGCGAGUGCAGAGGUACAAGCUCGCAUUGCGCGGGCGUCAAGACGCCGAAAACAGGCGAACAAGAUCGACCUCGGACCAGUCAACGCCAAUGAUAUGGGGAUGGAGUGUAGACGCAUCGUAGAACGCGUUUUCGUUUGAAGUUGACGUCUUGUUUGAGAGUAGAUGUGACAGAUUUGCGUAGAAUAGGGUAAGAUGUUAUCAUGAACGGAGAUGAAAGGGCUUUUCCAACACGGAGAUGUAGCAUGGAUCAAAGCAUUUGUUGGAUUUCAGCUUUUACAAGCGGACAUCAACGCAGUAGUACUUUAGCAAGCUUACGAACGCAUAUAGGAUACCAUCAGGAUU